CCGCACUGUCCUCAACUCCUCCUCUGCUUCUGUUUAUAAGACAACUCUAAUGCGGUUUUCCACUCGGAAUUGCAUUCAAAACAUUUCAAUUUAUGUCAUGGGUUUUUCGGGAAAACCAACAGCUCCUCAGCACUUUAUAUGCAGCCCACUUCUGUUGUUUCCUUUGAGGAAAAAACACCCAGUUGGAUGUGACAUUUUGCUGCAGCUACAGUAACCUACAACGCUGUGAAAUCUUGAUAAACACGGAUUAAUGGAUCCGAUUCUUCAGCUCACGGUCAAUUACUGACAACGGAUCAGUUGUAUCCUCGUCAGGAUAAAUCCACCCACCAGUCGUGAUCAGGCUUCCUGUUGAGAACAAACUCUUUACGUGAAGGAGACUCUGUGCAAAUAUAUCGGACUUUGAAAAGAACAUCAGGGACAAAAUGCCAAAGGAGCUUUUGGAGGAAUAUGAACCUCUGCUUGUCAAAGACUUUAAAUAUAGAGACCGACCAAAGUUACCAAACAAAUCCCUGGUGCUGGCUGCAUGUGCUGCGUGUAUAGGAGGAACCUUUCAGUAUGGAUACAAUGUAUCUGUCAUCAACGGUCCCACAAUGUAUGUGCAGGAUUUCAUCAACCAAACCUGGAGGGAGCGUUACCAAACAGACAUAUCAGCAGAAGGUCUCACGCUGCUGUGGUCCACUAUUGUCUCUAUAUUCACCAUCGGGGGACUUAUAGGAGUGACAGUCGGUGGGACGUUGUCUGUGAAGCUGGGGAGGAAAGGGACGCUGUUGGCCAAUAAUAUAUUUGCAUUAAUUGGUGCUCUACUGAUGGGCCUGAGUUACCCUACAGGAUGUUUUGAGUUACUCAUCGCUGGACGUCUUUUCACUGGAAUGAAUGCAGGCAUUGGCCUCUGUGUUCAGCCUCUGUAUCUGGGAGAAAUUGCUCCGACAGCAUUUCGUGGUGCAAUGGGAAUGGGAACGUCCAUUUUCAUUACUGUUGGGAUCUUGACUGGACAAGUGGUUGGCCUCAGAGAGCUCCUGGGCACAGAAGAGUACUGGCCCUUCCUGCUGUCCACCACGUGUAUCCCAGCGUUCCUGCAGCUCCUGAUCCUGCCCUGGUUCCCAGAGAGCCCACGCUACCUGCUCAUUGACAAAGGGGACAAUGAGGGAUGUAAGAAAGCCCUGAAGCAACUGCACGGUAUAGCUGGAUAUAAUACCGAACGGGAGGAUAUAGAGAAGGAGAAGAGUAACUUAGCAGGUUUCAAGCCCAAGAAACCCUGGGAGCUCUUCACCGAUCGUAGUGUCCGCUGGCAGCUUCUCACCAUCUUGCUGCUCAACGCUGCACAACAGCUGAAUGGCAUCAAUGCUAUUUACUUCUACGCAGCUUACUUGUUCAAACAAUCUGGGAUUCCCGUUGAUAAAAUACCAUAUGUGACCGUUGGCACUGGUGUCUGUGAAUGCAUCACAGCUUUAACAGCUGGUAUGCUCAUUGACUGUCUGGGGAGGAAAGUGCUCAUCACGGGAGGAUACAUGCUAAUGAGCAUCUGCUGCAUUUUAUUUACAGUGACGCUCUCUUAUCAGGAUGCCAGCCCAAUUAUUCCAUACUUGAGCAUGGCGUGUGUUUUUGCUUUUAUCCUCAGUUUUGGCUUAGGACCAGGUGGCGUGACUAACAUCUUGACCACUGAGCUGUUCACACAGACAGCACGUCCUGCAGCGUACAUGAUCGCAGGGUCACUGAACUGGCUGUGCUUCUUCUUCAUCGGCCUGGUCUUCCCUUUUAUUGUGAUUGGGCUGCAGCAGUACUGUUUCCUGGUGUUCUUGGUCGUCUGCUCCUCGAUGGCGUUAUAUAUUUUCUUUAUCGUUCCGGAAACCAAGAACAAAACUUUUGUACAAAUCCAGAAUGAUUUCCAGUCCCCCAUCAAUAAAAAGGCCCGCCGUGCUGACGGAGCAGGGAUGACGCUGUUAGCGACUUCUACAUGAAACAUUACCCGAGCAGUUAAAGCUCUUUACAACAUCUCACAGAGAUGACUACCUGCUAACACAAAAGCUCACUGUAGGAAAUGUACUGAAACUUUAAAUUAUGGUGCUUGCUGGGACAAUAUCACUUUAGUUUACUUACAGAUAUUUGAUUGAAGUUAUCUUAAUAUGUAAGAUUUCCCUAUGAAACAUGUUGGUUUGUGUACUUUUUUU
Centropristis striata (black sea bass) is the source of this 2168-nucleotide messenger RNA. RefSeq names its product solute carrier family 2 member 11b (gene slc2a11b). Bases 423 to 1958 code for a protein of 511 amino acids. Gene Ontology annotation, molecular function: hexose transmembrane transporter activity. Gene Ontology annotation, biological process: monosaccharide transmembrane transport. The record is from RefSeq and is a predicted model, not a curated record. The transcript is spliced from 12 exons. Gene Ontology annotation, cellular component: membrane. NCBI's taxonomy places the organism in Eukaryota, Metazoa, Chordata, Actinopteri, Perciformes, Serranidae.